This is a messenger RNA of Trichophyton rubrum CBS 118892, 2218 nucleotides long. RefSeq lists its product as uncharacterized. Gene Ontology annotation, molecular function: protein binding; ubiquitin protein ligase activity. Gene Ontology annotation, biological process: protein ubiquitination; DNA repair; mRNA splicing, via spliceosome. The transcript is spliced from 4 exons. Gene Ontology annotation, cellular component: U2-type catalytic step 1 spliceosome; cytoplasm; Prp19 complex. The record is from RefSeq and is a predicted model, not a curated record. Lineage: Eukaryota; Fungi; Ascomycota; Eurotiomycetes; Onygenales; Arthrodermataceae. Bases 1 to 1149 code for a protein of 382 amino acids.
AUGCCGGACGCGGAAAUACAAAAGCGCCGAGCUUCCCAGCACUGGAAGACCUCAAGAUCGGAAUUUCGUAUCAAAGUUGAAAACGAAUUCGAGAAGCUCGAAAGGCGGUCCAAAGCAACCUCAUCAGCCAUGUUGUGCGCAAUUUCUGGCGAGGCUCCCCAGGUGCCGGUGGUGUCGCGCAAGAGUGGGAACGUCUUCGAGAAGCGUCUGGUGGAGGAGUACAUUUCCGAGCAUGGAAAGGAACCCAUCACAGGCGAGGAGCAUACCGUGGAGGACCUUGUCGAAUUGAAGUCAGCUCGCAUUGCCAGACCUCGACCGCCAACUCUUACCUCGAUCCCCUCGUUACUCGGAGUUUUCCAGGAAGAAUGGGACGCCCUGGCCCUUGAAACAUUUACUCUUCGGCAGACACUUGCGCAGACGCGACAGGAACUUAGUACGGCGUUGUACCAGCAUGAUGCUGCUGUUCGUGUGAUUGCUAGACUGCGAAAGGAGCGAGACGAAGCCAGAGAUGCACUUUCAAAAAUAUCAGUUGGAGCUAGCCGUGCUCCUGCAGCUGGAGAUGCGAUGCAGGUGGAUAGCACAGGUCUUCCAGAAGGCGUCAUCUCAAGGAUUGAAGAAACCCAAGAGAAGCUUUCAAAGACCCGACGCAAACGACCUAUCCCAGAAGACUGGGCUACCGGUGAAGCUAUUCAGGAGUUUAAGCCUUCUAGCCCGUCCGAGCCCCUUUAUCCUGGUGGACACUCUAUAUCACUGAACCCCUCUGGCGAACUAGCCCUCGUAGGAGGCACUGACGGUGUUGCCGGCAUAUAUUCCCUUCCCGAGAAACGAGUUGUGGCCUCUCUAAAGGGUGGCAGUGGUUCCAUAACAGACUCCGCUUGGGUCGGAGACAAGGCUGUCAUUGCAACUUCCACUGGUGCUGUGAAGGUCUUUGAAAAUGAAUCAGAGGCUGCCAGCUUCAAUGUCCAUGCCGGUACAGCUGCAGCUCUCGCCGUGCAUCCAACCGGUGAUAUUGUUGCCUCCGUUGGCAUUGACAAGAGCUACACCCUCUAUGAUAUCUCGAGCUCUUCCGUCAUUACUCAGAUAUUCACCGACGCCGGUAUGUAUACAUUCUUCAUCCAUAUUUUCCCCAGCAAAAUGUUUCAUAACUAACUGGUGAAAUAGCUCUGUCGUGCGUCAAAUUCCAUCCUGAUGGUCACCUUCUAGCUGCCGGCGGCGCUGACGGCCAAAUCAAAAUAUUCGAUGUCAAGAACGGCACCAGCGCAGCUACCUUCGACAUGUCCGGUCCCAUCAAAGCGCUGUACUUCUCUGAGAACGGCACCUGGCUUGCUGCAGUGACGAAGGACUCCUCCGACAUAUCAGUCUGGGACCUCCGUAAAUCGACAGUCGUGAAGGUGCUGGAAACCGGUAGCCGGGUCGACUCCAUCAGCUGGGACUACACGGGACAGUUCCUCCUUACCGGUGGACCAAACGGAAUUACAGUGCAGCAGUAUUCCAAGACCUCGAAGUCCUGGACAGAGCCGUUGCGAAGUGCGGUGCCUUCCACUGCAGUUGCCUGGGGUCCCUCUGCCCAGAGCAUCUUGUCACUUAAUGGAGACGGCGUUAUUGUGUCAGUUAGUGCUCAGUGAUUUUAUACUAAUGUGAUGGGGAGUUUCUUGUUUCUCUUUCUUGUGUACUUAUAGUGGAUGGAUGGCCGGUUCCUGCAGUUACCAACUUGCUCUGAGCACUACCCAUAUCCCUUAGUCCUUCCCCUUGGCUGCCUUCACACUGGCCAUUAUCCUCUCCCAGGCCUCUCUAGGAGCUCAAACUGGACAUCUCUCUGGUCUAUAGCUCUUCUAUAUUAAGAUUAUGUCAUCGCCAUAAAUCCAUGAGAAUCCCCCCGACUCCCUUUUGUUGAUGUUGAUAUUGAUAUUCAUCCAAACUCCUAUAUAAACAAAAUUCUUGCCAAAGGUCUUCUUGGGCUUCUCCCUCAUCCUAGGGGCCAUGGUCUAGCAUCGCUGGCAUAUUCUAGGGGUCUCCUGGCUUCAUACAGCAUCUCGCCAGUCCCCAUCCCCCCUUGCUCGAGUCCUGCAAGGAGUUGGACCAUUCCCGCACACAGUGAAUGAGAAUGGUAGACGGCCGCUGCUAGGCUCUCGCUACUCUCGCUUGAUGCCAGGCCGAAUGGCAGAUCUUCCCUCUCCUCUGCAGCCUGCCGUUCCCCUUUUGCUCCUUUGGCGGCCCU